Messenger RNA from Heteronotia binoei (common prickly gecko), 3780 nucleotides. It is a transcript of the gene PLD2, whose product is annotated as phospholipase D2. NCBI's taxonomy places the organism in Eukaryota, Metazoa, Chordata, Lepidosauria, Squamata, Gekkonidae. Gene Ontology annotation, biological process: intracellular signal transduction; cell motility; phosphatidic acid biosynthetic process. The record is from RefSeq and is a predicted model, not a curated record. Gene Ontology annotation, molecular function: D-type glycerophospholipase activity; phosphatidylinositol binding.
AUGCCCACCCUCGAGGCCAGCCCCCGCCCUGCCCGGGAGCUUCCAGCAGGAGGAGGGCAGGCGGAGGAGCUGCCGCUGCUGGCCCGCCCGGAGGAGGAGGCUCCAGCCAGCAGCAGCAGCCCGCCCCCCUUCCGCAGGCUCUUCGCUCUCCAGCCGCUCCGCUCCCCGCCCGGGCCCCUCUUCCUCCCCGGAGUGCCCGUCAGCGCCCGCCUCGACGGCACCGAGAGAUACACGGCCGGCUCCAAGGCCCUGACGCCCAGAGAGGCCGGCUCAGCAGCUCAGUUCUCUCCCUGGCAGGUGCACACCAAUACCGUCUACUCCCUCCGCCUGACACAUGGGGAAUUCACCUGGACCAUGAAGAAGAAGUUCAAACAUUUCCAAGAGCUGCACCGGGACCUGAUGAGGCACAAGAUCCUCAUGACCUUCCUGCCUCUCUCCCGGUUUGCCCUUCAUGGUUCCCAGUUGGGAGGAGCAUCCCUGGAAUUGCCUUCUCUGCCCCAUGGGAGUGGGGAGGAGGGCACCCGGCGGCCGUCCAGCAAACAGAAGCAGCUGGAAAGCUACCUCAAUGCCCUGCUGGAGACUAGCCUGUAUCGGGACUACCACGCCAUGACAGAGUUCCUGGACGUCAGCCAGCUCUCCUUCAUUCCGGACCUGGGACCCAAGGGGCUGGAGGGCAUGAUCCUGAAGCGGUCUGGAGGGCACCGGAUCCCCGGUCUGAACUGUAGGGGGCGCCACCGGUUCUGCUACCGCUGGUCCAAGAGGUGGCUGGUGGUGAAGGACUCCUUCCUGCUCUACCUGAAGCCGGAGUCGGGGACCAUCUCCUUCGUCCUGCUCUUUGACCCGGGAUUCAGCAUCCAAGUGGGCCAGAAGCCCACCGAGACCAGAUACGGGGUCCGGGUGGACAACACCUGCAGGUCCCUGGUCUUGAAGUGCAGCAGCUACCGGCAGGCCUGCUGGUGGGCUCAGGAGAUCUCGGACCUGGCAGAGAACAAGGGGCGGGACUUCCUGCGGCUGCAUCGCCACCAGGCCUUUGCCCCCGUGCACGUGGGAACCCCUGCCCGCUGGUUUAUCAACGGGGCUGGAUAUUUUGCUGCUGUGGCCGAUGCUCUGCUGAAGGCCAAGGAAGAGAUCUUCAUCGCUGACUGGUGGCUGAGCCCCGAGAUCUACCUGAAGCGCCCUGCCCAGACAGACGACUGGCGCCUGGACCUCCUCCUGAAGCACAAGGCUGAGGAGGGGGUGCGGGUCUGCGUCCUGCUCUUCAAGGAGGUGGGGCUCGCCCUGGGCAUCAACAGCGACUACAGCAAGAGGGCCCUGCUGCUGCUGCACCCCAACGUCAAGGUCAUGCGCCACCCCGACCACGUCUCCUCCACUGUUGUCCUGUGGGCCCACCAUGAGAAGGUGGUGGUGGUGGACCAAGCAGUGGCCUUCCUGGGAGGGCUCGAUCUGGCCUACGGGCGCUGGGACACCCACGACUACCGGAUCACUGACCUGGACGGCGAGGAGGGCCCCAGGCCCAAGGGCGGGGCUGCCCCACCCGGAGGGCAGGAGGCCCCCUUUGACCUGGCCGCCAACCAGCGCCUCUGGCUGGGCAAGGACUACAGCAACCUCAUCGCCAAAGACUGGGUGCAGCUGGACAAGCCCUUUGAAGAUUUCAUUGACAGGCACCAGACUCCGCGGAUGCCCUGGCGGGAUGUGGGCGUGGCCAUUCAUGGGGGAGCUGCUCGGGAUGUGGCUCGCCAUUUCAUCCAGCGCUGGAACUUCACCAAGAUAAUGAAGGCCAAGUACAAAGGGCCUGAGUACCCCUACCUGCUGCCAAAGUCCCCCCGAGUGACCCCUCCCCUCCCAUUCCUUGUGCCGGGUGCAGAGACCACCAGUGUCCAGGUGUUGCGUUCAGUGGAUCGCUGGUCAGCUGGUCUCAACGAGUCGUCAAUCUAUCGGGCGUACCUGAGUGUCAUUGAGGGAAGCCAGCAUUACCUGUACAUUGAGAACCAGUUCUUCAUCAGCUGCGCAGACAGGCGCAACGUCUACAACACCGUGGGGGACGCCGUCAUCAACCGGGUGCUGCGUGCUCACAGAGAGAAGAGGCUAUUCCGCGUCUACAUCCUGCUGCCCCUCUUGCCUGGCUUCGAAGGGGACAUCGCCCGAGGGGGGGGCAACUCCAUCCAAGCCAUCUUGCACUUCACCUACCGGACCCUCUGUCGCGGGGACUCCUCCAUUGUCAGUCGCCUGAAGGCAGUCAUGGGGGAGGACUGGAAGAACUACGUCUCCUUCUGCGGGCUGCGGACACACGGCCAGCUGCAUGGCCAGCUGACCACUGAACUUGUCUACGUCCACAGCAAGCUGCUCAUUGCUGAUGACCGGUGUGCCAUAAUUGGGUCGGCCAACAUCAACGAUCGGAGCCUGCUGGGAGAGCGGGACAGCGAAAUGGCCGUUCUGGUGGAGGACACGGAGCUGGUGGCCUCAGUCAUGGGAGGGCAGGAGUACCAGGCGGGGAAGUUUGCGCUGAGCCUGCGCCUGGAUUGCUUCAGGUGUAUUUUGGGUGUGACCUCUGACCUUGGUGUCAACAUUCAAGAUCCAGUCAGCGAUCACUUCUUCCAUGAGGUCUGGCAAGCCACAGCCAUAAGCAAUGCCCACCUGUAUGACCAGGUUUUCCGCUGCCUCCCCAGCAAUGCUGUGCGGUCCCUCCGGGCUCUGCGAGAUUACGUCAGCGUGGAGAACUUGGCUUCUGUCAGCCCCGACCUCGCCCAGGAACACCUGCAAGAGGUGCAGGGACACCUGGUUCAGUUCCCCCUGGACUUCUUGGCUGAGGAGUCCCUGCUGCCUGCCCUCAGCAGCAAGGAGGGCAUGAUCCCCACUGCGGUGUGGACUUGAGGGGACACUGGAAGGAGGCGGGCGGGGGGGGGGAGAGCCCACAGCAGUGAAAGUGGUGAAGGCAACUGGGGGGAAGCAACAGUCUGAGGCAAGCCCUUCCCCUCUCCAGUCUGAGGCUGGCUAACAAGUGGGAGCAGCUGCUUCCCCCCCAAAAAACCGUUUGUGGUUUGUCCUACAAGCAGUAACAACACUACUUCUCUCCCCUUGCCUUGUAUUUUGGGUGAGGCCGGCGUGGUGGCUCCCAAGUUUGACCUGGUUUCCCCAGAGCCAGGGCAGCCACGCCCCCUGACCCCGCCCCCCCAGCAAACCCCUACUGUUUCCAGGAGCUUGGAGGACAGGCUUGGGGGGCCAAGCUGCUGCUACCCCUGCUCUUGCCAGCUCAAUACGACGGGACCAGCCCUCUUCCAUGGGGGGGCUCCUCUUUUAGAAUCACUUUCAAAAAUAUGUUUACAGCACCCUUUCAAACUGGCCUGAAACUCCUGAGGAAUUCUGGGAGCUUUGUUUUGAUGCUCCUGGCAAGAACUCACCAGGCUCCUGUUGGGUGCAAAGUCGGGCCCAGUUGGCCCCAGCACUGAACCUAGUUUGAAUGUGUAGGGAAGACCACAGUGUGCCUUAUUCGCUCCCAGCCACCACCCCUCACGGUGCUCUGGUGCAGGGCAUGAGGCCCAGCUUCUGGCUCCACUUCUUCAGGUGGUGCUCCUCUUUUCCUGCAUAUUAUUUGGUGCUCCCAGGCUGUCUCAGCAGGUCUCUGGAGUGAGAGGCAACGAUGCUGCUCCUUCGCUACAGACAAAAUCUCAGCAAACAGGGCCAGAGCGGGUGGUGCUGCUUCAGCUGCCACCACUUUUGGUUUCCGAGUCGGAUGUUGGCUCGCUCCUGCCUAUAAGCAUAUAGAAUAAACACAUUUCUGCA